This is a messenger RNA of Python bivittatus (Burmese python), 1104 nucleotides long. NCBI's taxonomy places the organism in Eukaryota, Metazoa, Chordata, Lepidosauria, Squamata, Pythonidae. The record is from RefSeq and is a predicted model, not a curated record.
AUGGGUUCCAGAGUUGCCCAAUACAUUUAUCAGAAGCAAUCAGAAUACGACAACAUAAAGUGCAAGGUUUUUGCUUUUCAAGAACUCUUGAUUGAAAUAAAUGAUACAGAAGAGGAACGAGGGGGAAGGAAACUCUCUUCAAAUGAGCCUAAGGAUGUACAAUAUGUGAAUUCUGAAUAUGGAAAGAAUGCCGUGAGAAUCCUGUACGUUAGACGAGAAGGGAAGAUACACUGCAUUAAAGAACUGUCAAUCUCUGUACACAUAAGACUCAACACCGUGGAUGAAUACUUGAAUGCUGACAACUCCAGAGUCAUCCCCACAGACACCAUAAAGAAUACAAUUGAAGCCUUGGCCAAAUGCAAUGGGAUCAGAACAAUAGAGGAGUUUGGGCUUGAUAUCUGCAAACACUUCAUUAAAACGUUUUGCCACGUGGUGUACUGCAAUGCCUUUAUCCAAGAGGUUCCAUGGCAGCGCCUAGAAAAGGACUGUACUCCCCAUGCCCAUGCUUUUCUCUACAGCUCUGAAGGAAUUCGAUUUUGUGAAGUGGAACAGACUCAGGACAGUGCUCCAAUUGUUUUUUCUGGCAUUAAGGACCUAAAACUUAUGAAAACAACCCAAUCUGGAUUUCAGGGUUUCCUUAAAGAAAAAUACACCACACUUCCAGAAAGGAUAGAUAGAGUGCUGUCGGUAGAAACACUCAUCAAGUGGUGCUACGGUGAAUGCUUAGAUGGCCUUGAUUACGACUGCAUAUGGAGAACUGCCCAUGAAAGUGUCCUUGAUGCUUUUGCGGGGCCACCAGAAACAGGCCAUUACUCACCAUCUUACCAGAAGACAGUCAACUGCAUUCAGACAUUCAUUCUGGAAAGAAUUCCACAGAUUGAAGAGGUAGAAGUGAUCUUGUCUAACAUCCACUAUUCAGUGACAAAUUUAGAAAAACUGGGAUUAAGCAAUGACAAGGAGAUUUUUACACCUCAGGAGACACCCUUUGGUGCUUGCGCAUCUACCCUGCGUAGGAAGGACUGUUCAAAAAAACUGCGUAAUAUGCCAGUAGACUGCAAACCCCGUUGCUCUUUUGGAUGGAAGAUUGGCCGUGGAUUACACUGA